Magnusiomyces paraingens is the source of this 1656-nucleotide messenger RNA. RefSeq lists its product as uncharacterized. Gene Ontology annotation, biological process: protein folding. Gene Ontology annotation, cellular component: chaperonin-containing T-complex. The coding region runs from base 1 to 1656 and encodes 551 amino acids. The record is from RefSeq and is a predicted model, not a curated record. NCBI's taxonomy places the organism in Eukaryota, Fungi, Ascomycota, Dipodascomycetes, Dipodascales, Dipodascaceae. The transcript has 4 exons. Gene Ontology annotation, molecular function: ATP-dependent protein folding chaperone; ATP binding; ATP hydrolysis activity.
AUGGCCCAGCCACAGCAGAUGCCCAUGCCCGAUCUGUCCAACGCCAUUGUGGCUCAGGACGAAAUGGGAAGACCUUUCAUCAUUGUCAGAGAUCAAGGUCAAAAGAAGAGAGCUCAUGGAAUUGAAGCCAUCAAGAAUCACAUUUUGGCUGCUAGAACAGUCGCUGAUAUUGUGCGAACAUCUCUCGGCCCAAGAGGUCUCGACAAGAUUCUCAUCUCUCCUGAUGGCGAUAUCACUAUCACUAAUGAUGGCGCUACCAUUCUCAGUCAGAUGCAAAUUGAAAAUCAAAUUGCCAAGCUGCUUGUCGAGCUUUCAAAGUCUCAAGACGACGAGAUUGGCGAUGGCACUACCGGCGUCGUUGUCCUGGCCGGUGCGCUCCUUGAGCAGGCCUCUGAGCUCCUCGACAAGGGCAUCCACCCCAUCAAGAUUGCCAACGGUUAUGACGAGGCCGCCAAGCUUGUCGUUUCUCACCUUGAGUCCAUUGCUGACCAAGUCCCCGUUUCCCGUGAUGAUAAGUCCACUAUCCUCAAAGCUGCCAAAACAUCUCUCGGUAGUAAAAUCGUCUCCAAAUCUCACGACCAGUUUGCUCAGCUUGCUGUUGAUGCAGUUCUUUCUGUAGCUGACUUUGAUCGCAAGGACGUUGACUUUGAACUCAUUAAGGUCCUCGGCAAGAGCGGCGGCUCCCUCCAAGAUACCAAGCUUGUCCAUGGUGUGGUUCUCGACAAGGACAUGUCUCACCCCCAAAUGCCAACACAAAUCAAUGAUGUUAAAAUUGCCAUCUUGACUUCUCCCUUUGAACCCCCCAAACCUAAGACUAAGCACAAACUCGAUAUUACCAACGUUGAGGAGUUCAAGAAGCUUCAAAACUACGAACAGGAAAAGUUUAUUGAGAUGAUCAACUACGUUAAAAACUCAGGUGCCAACCUCGUCAUUUGCCAAUGGGGCUUUGAUGACGAAGCAAACCAUCUGCUUCUGCAAAACAAGCUUCCCGCCGUCAGAUGGGUCGGUGGCCCAGACAUUGAACAGAUUGCCAUCGCCACCAAGGGUCGCAUUGUCCCCAGAUUCGAGGACUUGGCCCCUGAAAAGCUUGGCCAUGCUGGCUCAGUUCGCGAACUCACCUUUGGCACAACCCGCGACCGCAUGCUUGUUAUUGAGGACUGCGCAAACCCUAGCGUCGUUACCAUCUUUAUUCGCGGUAGUAACCAGAUGAUUGUCGAAGAGGCCAAGCGUGCUGUCCACGACUCGCUGUGCGUUGUCCGCAACCUUGUCAGAGACAACCGUGUCGUCUACGGUGGUGGUGCAGCCGAAAUUUCUGCGUCUAUUGCUGUUGCCGAAGAGGCUGACAAGAGAACUGGCAUUGACCAGUACGCUUUCCGCGCCUUUUCUGCUGCUCUCGACACAGUGCCUAUGGCUCUUGCUGAGAACUCAGGUCUGAAUUCCAUCGAAGUUCUCUCUCAACUCAAGUCCAGACAAGUCCUUGAAAAGAACUCGCGGCUGGGUGUGGAUGCCUUGGGUUCAGGCAACAACGACAUGAAGGAGAACUUUGUUAUUGAUCCACUGAUUGGCAAGAGACAGCAGGUGCUACUGGCUACUCAACUGACGAGAAUGAUUCUUAAGAUUAAGGAUGUGGUUGUCAAUGGCAAGGACUCUUAUUAA